Molecule: messenger RNA, 1318 nt
Organism: Sesamum indicum (sesame)
Lineage: Eukaryota; Viridiplantae; Streptophyta; Magnoliopsida; Lamiales; Pedaliaceae
Product: 2-oxoglutarate (2OG) and Fe(II)-dependent oxygenase superfamily protein
Source: RefSeq, a predicted model, not a curated record
ACAUGCCCAACCAAUCAGAUUGAGACAAGUGGAGGUACAAAGGAAGUGGGGGAUCCAAAAAGUCCUUUCAAGUUUCAACCUGCACACUACAAAUUAUUAUAUAUAGCAACUCAGACAAGAAUCUAAAACUAAAUCAAAUCCCAAUGACCUAUUCAAAUUCAGACAACUUCCACUCGUACCCACCACUCUUUCGCCCGAUCCCGGGAGUUGACCAUGGGGAACAGUACUCCCCAAACCCAGAAUUCGAUUCAGAUUCUGAAUCCGACAUUCCUGUGGUGGAUCUCGGGUCGUCCAUGAGCCCAGCUGAAAACCUGAGCGAAAUAUGCAGGGAGUGGGGCAUGUUCAGGCUGGUUAACCAUGGGGUUCCAAUGGAGCUUCUGACCCAGCUUCAUGAGCAUGCCAAUAAGUUGUUUUCCCUUGAUUUCGAGUCCAAACAAGCCUUAACCACCACCCCUAUAUUCUACUUCUGGGGCAGCCCAGCUCUUACUAUGUCUGGAAAUGUACAACAAACAGGCCCUUGUGCAGACAACCUUAACUGGUUGGAAGGUUUGAAUGUUCCUUUAGCCAACAACUCCAACUUUGAGUAUGAUGAUCCACUGCUUGAGUCCUUCAGGUCUUUGUUAGAAGAGUAUGGCAACCACCAAAGGAGGCUGGCCAAGGCAAUAUUCAGAGCCAUGGCUGAGGACCUCAACUUCCCUCCAUCGAAAUCCAAAUCUUAUUUAUCUUUGUCCAGUGGAUUUUUGCGUGUCUAUCGCUACCUUCGUUGCCCAAUGUCUGGUCGAAGAUGGGGCAUUGAUUCUCAUACAGAUAGCUCGGUCCUUUCAAUACUUCAUCAAGAUCAAGUAGGCGGCCUCCAAGUUUUCAAGAACGACAAAUGGCUGGAUGUUAAGCCGAUUUACGACACUCUGAUUGUCAACCUCGGAGAUAUGAUGCAGGCCAUGAGCAACGACAGCUACAUAAGUGUGAAGCACAGAGUGAGAGUCAAUAAGGAGAAAGAAAGAAUAUCAAUAGGCUAUUUUGUUUUCCCAGUCGAGGAUGCGGUGAUAAAAAGCUCAAGGUAUAGGCCCUUCACUUAUCCUGAGUUUCAGGCAGCCAAGGAAUUGGACUUGAAGACUAUGGGGGUUAAGAUCGGUCUUCCCAGAUUCAGAAUCACUGAAGACGACUGAUUUGUUCGUUGCUUCAUCAAGUCAAUACUUUUUGUAAAAGUCCAUAUUAUGUGCUUCAUGUAUAUUUUUAGACAAUAUUAGUGAAUUAGGAAAAACAAAUAAAAGAAUUAAAUUGGCUUGGAUAUAUGGGAACAUUGUUAGACUUUCGUGUC